Brassica oleracea var. oleracea is the source of this 2066-nucleotide messenger RNA. RefSeq lists its product as uncharacterized. The transcript is spliced from 7 exons. The record is from RefSeq and is a predicted model, not a curated record. NCBI's taxonomy places the organism in Eukaryota, Viridiplantae, Streptophyta, Magnoliopsida, Brassicales, Brassicaceae. Bases 177 to 1931 code for a protein of 584 amino acids.
AGAAAACAAAAGAACAAAGAAAAAACCUCUCAGACUCUUCGUCUCAAGAACAUAAAGAGAAUCAAAAGAAGAUUCAAGAAGAACCAAACAGAGAGUUUCAAGAUUCCUCUGCUUGAGAAUAAACCUGUUCCAAGUGCCAAAACGUAUAUUCAAGGUCAGAAUCUCUGUUCCGUUGAAUGGGUGUAUCAUUCUCCUGUCAGUUCGAGCAAGACGACGUGGAAGCCGCUCUAGACUCCGUCACGGUCAAGUCCAUAAGCUUCGGCGAUGACGACGAGUGCAAGACUCCAAAGAGAUCUGUAAAUUUCAGUGAAGGGACUCUAGAGCCGACCAUCUUGAAAUCCAUGGGAUCGGGUGGUAAGAUGGUCGUUGAGAAGUCCGUUAGCUUCAAAGGGAUGCAGCUGGAGAGAAUGAUCUCGCUCAAGAGGUCGCUCUUGAAAGAAAAAGACAAUGCUGGGAUGAUAGCUAGAGAGCUCUCGGUUCUUGAUCCGAGGAACCCUAAACACGAAGCUGCUAUUAAGUUACAGAAAGUUUACAAAAGCUUCCGUACCAGGCGAAAGCUGGCUGAUUGUGCAGUACUUGUGGAACAAAGCUGGUGGAAGCUUUUGGAUUUUGCUGAGUUGAAGAGAAGUUCUAUAUCUUUCUUUGAUAUUGAGAAGCACGAGACCGCGAUUUCAAGGUGGUCUAGAGCUAGGACUAGAGCAGCUAAGGUUGGUAAAGGUUUGUCCAAGAAUGGAAAGGCACAAAAGCUUGCUCUACAACAUUGGCUUGAAGCGAUUGACCCGAGACAUCGGUAUGGACACAACUUGCACUUUUACUACAACAAGUGGCUUCAUUGUCAGAGUAGAGAACCAUUCUUCUACUGGCUUGAUAUUGGAGAGGGGAAAGAAGUAAACCUUGUGGAGAAAUGUCCUAGAUCCAAACUUCAGCAACAGUGCAUCAAGUACCUUGGUCCGAUGGAAAGGAAAGCUUAUGAGGUUGUUGUGGAAGACGGCAAGUUCUUCUACAAGAACACCGGAGAAAUGCUUCAUACUUCUUCAUUGGAAGAUAGUGAUUCCAAAUGGAUAUUUGUGCUCAGCACGUCGAAAGUGUUGUAUGUUGGGAAGAAGAAAAAGGGUACGUUUCAACAUUCAAGCUUCUUAGCUGGAGGAGCUACCGUUGCUGCAGGAAGAUUAGUUGUUGAGGAUGGUGUUCUCAAGGCUGUGUGGCCACAUAGUGGACAUUAUCAACCUACCGAAGAGAACUUCUUGGACUUCUUGUCUUUCCUUAGAGAGAAUGAUGUUGAUAUCACUGAUGUAAAGAUGAGUCCAACAGAUGAAGAUGAAUUCUCCAUGUACAAACAGAGAAGCACUCAUAUGAGAAACCAUUCUUUGGAAGAGGAUUUGGAGGCUGAGAAGACUGUGAUGGCUGAUCCAAGAGAGGAAGAAACAACUCCAGUGAUGAAUAAUAUCGAAACACCGAAGAAGAUGGAGUCUUUGAGUAUAUUUGGGGAUGAAACACAAUCCAAAGUAACUGAAGACUAUGAUUCAGGUGAUGAUGAAGAGGAGGAAGAGGAAGAGAUUUUUGAGUUAGAACAAGAAUCAAUGCCUUCAGAGGAAACCUCACCCAAAGGAGAAGAGGAAACCAAAGAGAGUGAAGAAGUAGUCAAUAUUCCAGAAGAAUCAAUCCUAAAAAGGAUAAAUUCAAAGAAGGAAACUAAAUCUUUCCAACUUGGGAAACAACUAUCAUGCAAAUGGACAACGGGUGCAGGACCAAGGAUCGGUUGUGUAAGAGAUUACCCAUCAGAGCUUCAGUUUCAAGCACUGGAACAAGUUAACUUGUCUCCAAGAUGUGGUUCUGUUUCAAGACUUUGUUUCUCCUCAUCGUCUCAAACGCAAACGCCUCAGAUGUCACCGUUAUGGAAAUCAUUACCUGGGGAUAUCACAGAUUCAUAACUGAUGAUUUUAUUUUCUUAUUACACAAUAAGUUCUUUCGGUCCUAUCUAUUCUUUUUGUGUGAAUAGAGAAGAUGAUGACUUAGAAAUUCUUUUGUAUUAUUUUCUUCACCUUUUAGUGUAACAGAGCAGAAUU